GACCUGGGCACACAUCCUCACACUGUUGUGAUGUUCAGCACUGUAGAGUUGGAGGGGAAAACAAAGAUGGCUACUUCUACUUUUGUGGAUUAUUCUUUAUUCCUUAGGAUAAUGCGAGUGGAGCCCAAAGUGGUGCUGAAUGUUGCUCAUGCUGUGGUGAAGAGGAUGUCAUCUUUUGUCAGGCAAAUAGACUUUGCUCUUGACUGGAUGGCUGUCGAAGCUGGCAGGGCUGUUUACAGGCAGGGAGAGAAAUCAGACAGCACUUUCAUAGUGCUGAGUGGUCGACUGCGCUCAGUAAUCAUGAAGGAGGAUGGCAAGAAAGAGUUGAUAGGGGAGUACGGACGUGGUGACCUGAUUGGAGUGGUAAGCACCGUGACAGCCAGAGGGAAGACAGCUGGGGAAGAGUUGAUGGAAGACUAUUAAUAUCCAUGUUGUAUCAAACAACACUAGCUGUUUGUUUUCAUAUAAGAACCUGUUAAAAGGUUAGAUAUAAAAAAAAAAUUACAAUGUUAAUAUCACAAAUGGAACUGCCUAUUAGCUGUCAGUAUACUGCAUAUGGCUGAUGAGACUGGAUUUCCUGUAUGUUCUACUUUCUACUUUCAGUAAAUACAGACUAAGACCAGUACAUCUUGGGAUAUAUUUAAACAAAGGGGGGAAAAAAGAACAAAAAAUGUAGCCAAAAGGCAGCUGAAAUAGAAUAUGCAUAAAAAACAAUCCAGAUAAAAAAUUUUU
Molecule: messenger RNA, 732 nt
Organism: Haplochromis burtoni (Burton's mouthbrooder)
Lineage: Eukaryota; Metazoa; Chordata; Actinopteri; Cichliformes; Cichlidae
Product: patatin-like phospholipase domain-containing protein 7
Exons: 2
Coding region: 31-423 (130 amino acids)
Source: RefSeq, a predicted model, not a curated record